GUAGACACUGAUAGAAAGUAAACAAGGAUGUGAUUAUGAAGUUAAUCGUUAAUAAUGAAGUGUUUAUUAGUUGUAAAUCGAAUGAACGAUGUUCGGUUCCUUGAUUUUGAUGACGAUUUUGCUGAAUACAUAAAUAAUCAAGCAAUUGAAAUAGGUUUAUUACAGGCAGAAGAAUGUGGGCUAGAUGCGUAUUAUGUGGAUCCAAAUAUUAUCAUGCAGAUAUUCUCUCCUUUAGUUUUAUCACAGUGGUUCCUUAUAGAACAAACUAAAAAUCCCUGUUCUUCGGUCACCUGUGAAAAUGGCUUCCUAUUUGUCUUUAAGCAUAUGGAUGAUCUAUUGUUGAUUGCUAUAAAUGGAGAUGGGACUGAAACAGAAGAAUUUCUUUUAAAAAAGAUUCAGAUGUUUUUACGUCUGAUUGGGUUUUUAUUUGGUCCAGCAACAGAUGAAAUAGGGCGAUAUGAAGAUAAGAGAGAAAGAUGGAAUUUUUUACGACGUUUAUUAGAGACAUGGAUGAAGUUAUGUUGUGAUGAACAAGCUUUUCUUGUUGAGGCAGUUGAAAGAUUACAUGUAAAUCAGACUUUAAAUGAGAAAUGUAUAGAAUUAUUAGAAGAAGGUGUAAAGAAGAUACAGAGUGUACCAGCUCAUCAUGCCUUAUUACUGGUUAAUAAUAAACUACUAGCUCUCUAUUCAAAUUGGAAUGCGAAUGAACUACAGCCAGCUGAUAUAUUGUGCAUUCUUCUAUUAGCAAAAGAUGUCUUCCCUUCCAAAGAGAAACUGGAAGACCUGUUCUCACGUUCCUAUUGCAUGGCUUCUCAUGAGACUGGACGUACUAGUCAAUUUGUUCCUUCCACUGCCAGAAUAUCCAGCUACCUUGGUGAUGAUAGUGAUGCAGAUGAUGAUUUGUAUCUCAGUGCUCAAACUACACCUCGAACAACACCUACCCCAGAUAAUAGUUCAAGAUCUUCAGAAAAAGACAGUGGGAGUUUAGGAAAUGAUGACGAUGAGCUAACACCAGAGGGAGCAGUAUUAUUGGAUAUACCGAGUCCUUCCCCCUACCCAGAGGUUUCACCACAUGUAGCUUGUGAAAGAGAAGUUUUCUUUACUCCUCACGAUGAUGUUAAACUAGAUUCAUUAUAUAAGACAUAUAGCACGCCUAGAGAAAGCAAUAGUUUACCACCAGAAAUGUUUCACGAGAUACGUCCCCAGAGUUCCACAGUUGCUUCUUAUGAUGCUUCUGUUGUAAAUACCCGACCACAUAGACCCGAGCAUGUCCCGGAAUACUGGCGUCAGAUGAUAUUUUUACAGACACGUGUUUGUGGAUAUUCCCCGCAUCAACUACACUGUACACAAGUUUUACCUGGUAUCGUUCUAAUAUUAGUUACAGAGGGUUCUAAAGGUAAUGUUGCAGGUCAUCUAUGUCAGGUGUUUAUUAUUAUAAAAGAUUUAUUGGCAGGUAAACGAGAUAAAUUAAAUCGUGUACAGGGACAGAAUCUAUAUGAUGUCAUGAAUUCUUUAUUAUCAAAAAUACAAGGCCUUCUUAAGAAGGUCAAGGGUCAAUCACAACGAAUAUUAAAUGAUAUCAAGAAGAGAUGGGAAGGUGAAGAAUUACGUACUGGUUUAUUGGCGUAUCUAGAGUCAGAAAUAGGAACAGAUAUGGCUCCAACCAUAGAAACAGCUUUAUCCGAUUUGUUCCGUAAAUUAAAGGAAUUAUUUUCGCUGUUAUAUUUAUCACCUAAAGCCGUGAAUGAAUCCGUCAAAGAAAUAAUGCUACAAUUACAAAAGAAAUUAAAAGCAGAAUUAGCAGAUUAUAGAGAUUUUUUAACUGUUAAAGCACAGAGAAACAUUCCUAUGACAUCAUAUAUCUAUGAGUUUCCAGGACUGGUUCAUUUUAUCUACAUAGAUAGACAAUCACAUCAACUAACAGCACCCUCUCUAAAUGUAACUACAGAUGGCGAAUUAGACCCAAAGCAAUAUCUAAAAGAAAUGGUGUGGAGUAAAUAUCAAUAUGCUAUGGUCAGAUUAAGUGAAGGCUAUGUAACAACAAUUAUUCAAGAUGGUGAUUUCUAUUUUUCUUAUUUCCUGUGGUUUGAAGACAACAGGGGAUCUCCAUUAGCUGUAGCUGAACCGUUUCGACCAACAACUGACCUACCGUUACCAGGUCUACUCACUGGACCUUUUUAUAAACUUUUAAUAAAACAGUGUUUUCCUAACUAUGUACCAGGAUCAGUGAGAUGUUUUGAAUUAUUUAUGAUGCACCUGGGAUUGGUACAACCACAAUAUAUAGCCUCACAUUGUCAACAAUUAGCUAAAAAACUCUGGGAUAUGUCUCUUAUAGAGAUAUAAAACUCUUAUACCAUAAUCUGCUUCAACUUCUGAAUUCUAAGUCCAAACUAUUGCUUAAAGUAGUUACAAGUGUUGUGCAUUAGACAGUGUAGAUUUUGAUAUUUUUAUACUAAACUGUACAUAAUCAUUGUUAUAUAUAUAUGAAUGGAAGAAUGUUUUGUUAUAAGAUUUAACAGUAUGAUAAUUGUAUCAGGGGCCUGUUUCACGAAAUUUUAACUAAGAUAAAAAUCCAAAUUUUAGUAAUUUGAUUGGAUAAUAUUAGAUUGAUUUUAGUGCUUAGCCAAUCCAAAUUAAGUAUCUACUAAAAUUUGGAUUUUAUCUUUAGUUAAGAUUUCGAGAAACAGGGCCCAGAUUAUUAUGAAUGAAAUGCCUGUCUUAAUUGGCCAUGUUAUCAGAGGCAUGUGUAGAGCUAUAUUAAAGAUGCAUUAUAUGAGAUUAGAUAAAGAGUUGACAUUCCUCGCUAUAAUAGUUAAAAAUUAGAUAAGGUAAAUAGAAUAUACUGAAAAGUUCAGUCAAAUUGUUCCACCCUGAACCACGAUAUUAGCUUUUGAAUCUUAGGCUGGCCUCGAUCAUCAUUACUAAAGUCGGUACAAUAAAAAACAAAGUCUCAAUUAUCCAUUUUUAUGUUUAAUUAUUUUUCAAAAAGUGUAUUACAAUCCGCUAAAUAUCGCAGGCUAGCGAUGGCAUCGAGAGUUGAUUAUGGUCUGGAUAAGUUAAUUAAUGUCUAAUUGAUAAUUUAGAUAACGUUUCCUGCCUAAAGAUAGUCCUGCAAUAGGCAGAUUUAGCUCUUGCAUAAUGUAUGUUUAUAUCUGUACGAUAAUUGUAUCAGAAUGUUAUGAAUGAAAUGCCUUGAGCUACAUUAAUGUUUUGUUAUAUGAUUUAUCUCUAUGAUAAUUGUUAAUGAUUGAAAUAAAUAUUUCUGUUGCUUAU
This is a messenger RNA of Patella vulgata (common limpet), 3273 nucleotides long. Its product is annotated as BLOC-3 complex member HPS1. The transcript is spliced from 16 exons. The coding region runs from base 55 to 2343 and encodes 762 amino acids. Gene Ontology annotation, biological process: vesicle-mediated transport. Gene Ontology annotation, cellular component: BLOC-3 complex. Lineage: Eukaryota; Metazoa; Mollusca; Gastropoda; Patellidae. Gene Ontology annotation, molecular function: guanyl-nucleotide exchange factor activity. The record is from RefSeq and is a predicted model, not a curated record.